Messenger RNA from Mytilus trossulus (common blue mussel), 2786 nucleotides. Its product is annotated as pre-mRNA-splicing factor SYF1-like. The record is from RefSeq and is a predicted model, not a curated record. The transcript is spliced from 23 exons. The coding region runs from base 115 to 2649 and encodes 844 amino acids. Gene Ontology annotation, molecular function: protein binding. Gene Ontology annotation, cellular component: U2-type catalytic step 2 spliceosome; Prp19 complex; post-mRNA release spliceosomal complex. Lineage: Eukaryota; Metazoa; Mollusca; Bivalvia; Mytilida; Mytilidae. Gene Ontology annotation, biological process: mRNA splicing, via spliceosome; generation of catalytic spliceosome for first transesterification step.
UUUGAAAUUUCACACAACGCAUUUCAUACGAUCCAAUAUGUCAGCGCCCAUGAAAACCUAAGAGAAAAGAAAUACUGAGACAAUAUAACUCAACUCAAGACAUUACACGAAAGGAUGCCAGUACUGAUGGAAAAACAAAAAGAUAUUUUCUUUGAAGAAGAUGAUCUACCAUAUGAAGAAGAUAUUUUACGAAAUCCAUAUUCGGUUAAAUGUUGGCUUCGUUACUUAGAGUUUAAGAAGCUAGCUUCAAGAAAUGUUGUUAAUAUGAUUUAUGAAAGAGCUUUGAAAGAAUUGCCAGGAAGCUACAAAUUAUGGUACAAUUAUUUAAAACUACGGAGACGACAAGUAAAAGGGAAGUGUAUUAAUGACCCGGCUGUAGAGGAUGUAUGUAAUGCCCAUGAGAGGGCGCUAGUGUUUAUGCAUAAGAUGCCCAGAAUAUGGUUGGACUAUUGUCAGUUUCUAAUGGACCAGUGUAGAAUAACUAAGACAAGACGUACUUGUGACAAAGCCCUCAGAGCUUUACCCAUAACGCAACACUACAGGAUCUGGCCUUUAUAUCUGAAGUUUGCAAAAAUGUAUGAUCUCCCAGAGAGUGCAGUUAGAAUAUACAGGAGAAAUUUAAAGUUACAAAAGGAGAAUACAGAAGAUUAUAUAGAAUACUUAAAGUCCAUUGACUGGUUAGAUGAGGCUGCUAAACGAUUGGUUAAUAUUAUUGACGAUGAUAGUUACAUCUCUAAAGAAGGAAAAUCAAAACAUCAGCUUUGGAAUGAACUCUGUGAACUGGUUGCUAAGAAUCCAGACAAAGUGACAUCAUUGAAAAUUGAACCAAUCAUAAGACAGGGAUUGAAACGCUACACUGAUCAGAUUGGUGUAUUGUGGAAUUCUAUGGCAGAUUAUUACAUUAGAGGAGGACAUUUUGAAAGGGCUAGAGAUAUAUAUGAAGAAGCUAUAGAGACAGUAUUAACAGUCAGAGAUUUCACACAAGUUUUUGAUGCAUAUGCUGAGUUUGAGAAAAAUGUAAUUGGUGCUAAAAUUCAGACCAUGGAAGAAACUGGAGCUUCUGAGGAAGAUGAUCUUGACCUUGAACUUAGAUUAGCGAGAUUAGAAAAUCUUAUGGAUAGACGAUUACUUCUAUUAAACAGUGUGUUAUUGAGACAAAAUCCACACAAUGUACAUGAAUGGCACAAAAGAGUAACAUUAUUUAAAGACAAACCAAGAGAGAUUAUAAACACCUACACCGAGGCAGUGCAGACUGUGGAUCCAAAGUUAGCCACAGGGAAGCCACAUACAUUGUGGGUGGAUUUUGCUAAAUUUUAUGAAAAAGCUGGACAGAUUGAAGAUGCAAGAGUAAUAUUUGAUAAAGCAGUAAAGGUGCCAUAUAAACAUGUCGAAGAUUUAGCAUCUGUAUGGUGUGAAUGGGCUGAAAUGGAAAUCAGACAUGACCAUUUUGAUGAAGCACUGAAGUUGAUGCAGAAAGUAACAGCACCUCCGACACGUAAAGUUUCUUACCAUGAUGAGUCAGAAACAGUGCAAGACAGAGUACAUAAAUCUUUGAAAGUCUGGUCAUUGUAUGCUGAUUUAGAAGAAAGUUUUGGUACAUUUAAGACGUGUAAAGCUGUUUAUGACAGAAUUAUAGAACUACGGAUAGCCACACCACAAAUCAUUAUUAACUAUGGAUUGUUUUUAGAAGAAAAUAAUUAUUUUGAAGAGGCUUUCAAAGGCUAUGAGAAAGGAAUUGCUCUGUUUAAAUGGCCAAAUGUGUACGACAUAUGGAACACUUACUUGGUUAAGUUUAUAGAACGAUAUGAAGGUACUAAAUUAGAAAGAGCUAGAGAUUUGUUUGAACAAUGCUUGGAAAACUGUCCUCAGAAGUUUGCUAAAGCUAUCUUUUUAUUAUAUGCCAAGCUAGAAGAGGAGCAUGGAUUAGCCAGACAUGCCAUGGCUGUGUAUGACAGAGCUACAAAAGCUGUACUCCCAGAAGAAAGAUAUGAGAUGUUUAAUGUGUAUAUAAAAAGAGCAGCUGAGAUUUAUGGUGUGACAUAUACACGACCUAUUUAUGAAAAAGCUUUGGAAGUUUUACCUGAUGAACAAGCCCGAGAGAUGUGUAUAAGAUUUGCUGAUUUGGAGAGGAAGUUAGGGGAGAUUGACAGAGCUAGAGCUAUCUAUUCUCAUGCAUCACAAAUCUGUGAUCCUAGAGUAGCUCCUAACUUCUGGCAAGUGUGGAAAGAGUUUGAGAUUAAACAUGGUAAUGAAGAUACGGUCAGGGAAAUGUUGCGUAUAAAGAGAAGUAUACAAGCUAUGUAUAAUACACAGGUGAACUUCAUGUCGUCACAGAUGUUAGCUGCUGCAGCAGGGGCCAAGGGAGAUAAUCCAGAAUCAACAGAUGACAUGAAGAGAUUAGAAGAGAAAGCUAAACAAUUGGCAGAGGAAUCCUUACGUGAUCAACCCAAACCAGAUAAAAAUAUUCUAUUUGUCAGGAGUAAUACUACAGAUGAAGAGUUAGGAGAGAUGACUAAAACAACAAAUCCUGAUGAAAUCAACAUUGAUUCUGAUUUCUCAAGUGAUGAGGAUGAGAACGUUGAAGAAGUACAAGUGCAACAUGUACCGACAGAAGUUUUUGGUGGAUUAGCACCAGAAGAGGAGGACUGAAAGAACUUGUUUAUAAUUCAACAAAGGGAGAUAACUAUGUAGACAUUGCAUCAGUGGAAGUUAUUUCAUCUCAUUUAUACAUGAAAAUUUUGUCAAAUUUUGGUAACUGAGUUGCCAUUAUUUCAAGAUUGUUAGAC